Chara braunii is the source of this 653-nucleotide messenger RNA. The record is from the annotation of a GenBank genome assembly. Lineage: Eukaryota; Viridiplantae; Streptophyta; Charophyceae; Charales; Characeae.
GUGGGAGCAGCACACGUGGCGAGUGUGCGUACGGCGCGCAUGCUUGCGUGUGCAUCUUCCCUUCCGUUUCUGGCGCGAAUUGUUUCCUCUGGCGCGCUAGUUGAAUCGAAUUGAAUUGAAUUGAGAACUGAAUUCACUUGCAAUGGCCCCGCCAAAAGCUAGUUCGAAAGUGGGGAUCGGGUCUGAUCCUCGAAUGCCAAGCGCGGCAAAGAAGUACGUCCCUACCAUAACUAGCCCCGACGAGGUUCCUCCAGAUUACCUUAGUCUAUUUGCCAUUAUGGCGGGAAUACUCGGGGUCCUCCUCAAAUAUAAGCUCGGGUCAUGGAUUGCUCUCCUCGCUUGUGCUGCAAGUCUGGCCAACAUGAAAAAUAUGGAGAAUGAUCUAAAGCAGGUUGUGUGCGCUGCGACCUUCGCUGUCAUGGGUCUUGUGACUAACUAUUUCACCGCAAGGCCGGAGAUGCGCUAAGGGCGGGAAGAGCGUCGGCCGAGCGUAGGUGGAGUCCGUGGUGAAAAGCGGCGGCCGGGAAACCCUCUGCUGCCCCUCGGGUGGAAGCCUUCAGUGCAAGGCCGAUGGAGGAGGAAGUAGAGCUGCCAUGGAGGUUCGGGUGGGUUGUAAACCCAGCGCUUGCGUGGGCGUUUGGAGGUUCGGUUCA